Molecule: messenger RNA, 2424 nt
Organism: Thelazia callipaeda (thelaziosis nematode)
Lineage: Eukaryota; Metazoa; Nematoda; Chromadorea; Rhabditida; Thelaziidae
Source: the annotation of a GenBank genome assembly
AUCUUUUCUAUAAACAUAGAAUUCGACUAUUCACGUGUAGUUCGUCAACAGAAAGGUGAACGGAAUUUUCAUAUUUUUUAUCAAGUUUUAGCAGGCUUAGAUUCGGACACUUUGAAAGCUUUACAUUUGCAAAGUGAUUCAAGAACGUAUUUUUAUUUAAAUCAAGGCAAGACUGCUAUUGUGGUAUGUUUUGCAGUUUUAAUCUUAGCGAGUAUUCUAUUGCUUGGAAAUUUGAAAUUUAUUGAAAGUAAUAAAAACGUAGAUGGAAGUUGGAUUCUGAAUCAAGACGAACUUCAUUCUUGCGCUGAGAUAUUGCAAGUUCAGACGGAAGACAAAGAAAUAAAAGUUGUUAACUUUCAGGUAGUUGCAGCUAAGGGUGACGUUGUUGCCAAACGUCACAAUGUCAACGCAGCUGAAUACACCCGAGAUGCAUUAGCUAAAGCAAUUUAUGAACGACUUUUUACAUGGAUUAUUGAAAAAAUUAAUCAAGCAAUUACUGUUGAAAACAAUAAGAAAGCGCAUCAAAAGACUGUCAUUGGAGUUCUUGAUAUUUAUGGAUUUGAAAUAUUUGCUAUAAAUAGCUUUGAACAACUUUGCAUAAAUUACUGUAAUGAAAAACUACAACAAUUAUUCAUUGAACUGGUAUUGAAGCAAGAACAAGAAGAAUAUAAACAAGAAGGAAUUGAAUGGGAACACAUCCAAUAUUUCAACAAUAAAGAAAUAUGCGAUUUGGUGGAAAUACCUCCUUUGGGCAUUUUACCAAUUUUAGAUGAAGCGUGUUAUUCUGUAGGAUUUGUAUUUUUGGGUGAAAUGGAUAAAGUAUUAAGUAAGAACCAUUACUACACAAGUCGACAAGUAAAACCGGCGGAUAAAACAUUAAUGUUUGACCGAGACUUCAGGAUAGCUCAUUAUGCUGGCGAUGUAACAUACAGCGUUAUUGGCUUUAUCGAUAAAAAUCGUGAUACCCUUUAUCAAGAUUUGAAACGAUUAUUAUAUAAUAGCAAAAAUGAAAUAUUGCAUGAAAUUUUUCCAGAUGGUGCUAAAUUAGUUACAGAAGUAAACAAACGACCACAAACAGCUGCUACAAUUUUUAAGAAUUCAAUGUCAGAAUUGGUACAACAAUUAUACGCUAAAGAGCCUCAUUAUGUUCGUUGUAUAAAACCGAAUGAAACCAAAUCGAGUACUGUUUUUGAUACAAAAACUGUGGAGCAUCAAGUUCGUUAUUUAGGAUUGUUGGAGAAUGUACGUGUACGACGCGCAGGUUUUGCAUAUCGAAUUAGCUAUGAAAGAUUUCUGCAAAGAUACAAAAUGCUUUGUGCGUCAACGUGGCCAAAUCCACGUGAAGGAACGCCAAAAGAUAAUACAAACAUAUUACUGGAAAAUCAAAAUUUGCUUCAAGAUUGCGCAAAUGGUAGAACGAAGUUAUUUAUUCGAAGUCCACGAACUGUUUCUAUGCUAGAAGACAUGCGAAUGCAAAAAAUGCCAGAAAUCAUUUUGAUUUUACAAAAACAUUGGAGAGGAGCGUUAGGAAGGAGGCAUUUUAGACAGAUCAGAUCAGUUUAUAACAUUAUGUAUCGUUUUCGGAAAUACAAACUGCGCAAGUAUCUGGCACAGCUAUGUGAAUAUUUUAGCGAUGCUAAGGAACAAAAAGAUUUGGGUUCAAAAGUGCAAUGGCCUGAUCCACCAAAAGGUUUCGAGAGUUUUGUCGAGAAAUUAGAGCAGUUGUAUAAUGUUUGGCGGGUCAAAAUGAUUAUCAAACGUAUGCCACCAAUUCUGAAGGAAUCUUGGACAGAAAAGUUUGCGGCUUUUCGUGAACUUUCUUACAAACGUGAACAGUGGGGCAUUUUACGCUCUUGGAAGGGUGACUACUUGAAUAUGGAUGAAGAAAUUAAACCACCAGGUCAAAAAUAUGACUACGUUCAACAAUUAGAAAAUUUACGACGAGAAAAUAAUUUUUCUAAAGUUUUAUUCUCAUCAUAUAUACAAAAAUUCAAUCGUUACAAUAAAUCAUCAUUUCGUGUACUACUUAUAACUGAUCAAUUCAUCGCGAAAUUGGAUUCAAAAAAGUUUAAAAUAAUGAAAAAAUUGCUCUUUCAGGGUAUUCCACUUACUGGCCUCAGCGUAUCACCUGAAAACGAUAAUACAAUAGUUUUCCAUAAUGGUACAAAUGAUUUUGUGGGUUGUUUAUACAAUACUAAAAAUGAAGAUCGCGUCGGUGAAGUAGUUGGGAUAUUGUGUGUUCAAUACGAAAAGCAAUUUCAAAAGAAAUUGCCGGUAGUCGUUGGAAAACUACAAUGUACCCUCGGAUCAAAAGAUCGCUACAUUCGAGUUGACGUCAGCGAUCAGAUUAUCGACGGCUAUUCCAAAUUCCGUAAACAUGGUGGUACUCAAAUUGAUCUGACGUGUCCUGUAGUAUCUUCAUAA